AUGCUCACCGACACGACCGAUGUGCAUGCUGCUGUGGACGCCCGCGAAUCUACGGAGCCGGCGUGGGCCUGGAGAGACGCCCCGAUCGCCACGUUAGUACGGAGGAUCCAGCAGCUGCAGAAUGAACGCGCGCAGGCCUUCCGCCGCCUGGACCAAGCUCACCGCCAGUACCUGCUCAGCGGCCAGCACCACGACUUCCCGCGUUAUCGGAGUGUCGUGCACGAGGUGACCCAGGUCUUCGCCGCUGCCUCGCGAGAGGUACUGGCAGUGGAAGCAGAACUAGCGGGGCCUCGUGCGCAGCCGGUGCUCGCUUGCCACGUGCGUAGCCUGCAGGAGCUGGAACAGACGCACCUGGCUACGGUGGCGCUGCUGCAGGUGAUGGGGACACCAGGAGUGUCAGAACAGGAGGACCCUGAAAAUUUGCACCAGUUGAAAAUAAAGGUAAUUAAAACCAUGGAGGCGAUCAGUGAGGUUCUGCAGGAACUCAGGUUUGAUGCUGAAUCUGCAGAGUGAGGGCGGCUCCCCAGGGACCAGAGGAAGAUGGGAAAGAGGCCCAUGGCGUCCAGCCCAGCCCUGACUGCCAGCUGGCUGAGGUCAUGCCCCUCCAGGCUGCCCUCCAGUACACCUCAUGAAAUAAAGAAUUCUCCCUCCCA
Phodopus roborovskii (desert hamster) is the source of this 653-nucleotide messenger RNA. RefSeq names its product required for excision 1-B domain containing (gene Rex1bd). The coding region runs from base 1 to 513 and encodes 170 amino acids. The transcript has 5 exons. The record is from RefSeq and is a predicted model, not a curated record. NCBI's taxonomy places the organism in Eukaryota, Metazoa, Chordata, Mammalia, Rodentia, Cricetidae.